Messenger RNA from Trachymyrmex cornetzi, 2484 nucleotides. It is a transcript of the gene Rab32, whose product is annotated as RAS oncogene family member Rab32. Gene Ontology annotation, cellular component: Golgi apparatus; lysosome; trans-Golgi network. Gene Ontology annotation, molecular function: GTP binding; GTPase activity. The transcript is spliced from 6 exons. Lineage: Eukaryota; Metazoa; Arthropoda; Insecta; Hymenoptera; Formicidae. The record is from RefSeq and is a predicted model, not a curated record. Gene Ontology annotation, biological process: phagosome-lysosome fusion; endosome to lysosome transport. Bases 308 to 2260 code for a protein of 650 amino acids.
CGAAAAGAAAACUUGUGUGCGUGCAAAGAAAAAGAGAAGAGGGUUAAAUGAAUUAUCCCUUCGAGGCUGAUCGAAUCUGGUGUGAAAUUUUAAGGUUUCUCAGCGCUCUUGGCUGGGAAGCCAAAUAAUAUUCUACGAGCAAAGUGAGACGGAAAAGGUUCGUACAGCGAAAUAAAAAAUUGGUUCCUCGACUCAUCAUCCCUUUCCUCUAUUCAUCCAUCCGUCCAUCCGUCCAUUUAUUCCACCGUUCCAUUUUUUUAUAUUUUGACGCGGAUUUUCCACCUUUUCCUUUCCUCUCGUAAACAUUAUGGAUCGCAACGAGAGCACGAACGAGGGUGGCAGCUCGCCCGACACGGUGGUCGCGUUCUCCUCGGAGGAGGAGGAGCAGCAGCAGCAGAAGUCAAUUGUGGCCAGCACCUCCGGCGAGUACAUCACUGUGGGUGACAGCAGUUCCAGUCUCGACACUCUGACCAGUGGCAGCGUCGCAAUUCUUUCUUCCAACGCCAACGCGAACGAUCGAAAAAGGAGCAAAUUCGGCGCGUUCAAGAGCAGCUUCCGCGAGGGAAGCUUAUUCAAAAUCAAGAAGAAGACACGCGGAAUCGACGUGUCCUCCUCCUUCGAAACAGAACAACAUGAUAAAGAGGCAUCUCAGCAGCAAUCGCAACGGCUCGAAAACGAGAAAGAGGCGAAAUUGAUGACCGACGUGCUUUCGAGCGCAACUUUAAAGAAAAAGAAAAAGAAGUCACACUCGCUGGUACGCAAGCUAAGCUUGAAUAAAUUUCGCAUGUCCUUGGAACAGCAAGAGCAACGACGUACCCCAGAGGGUGGUAACAGUAGCCGUUCGCAAAGCCAGUCCUCGCAAGAGUCACCCGUUCAUACAUAUAUUAGCGCCACAAAAAAAGAAGACGAUGACGUCAUAGAAAAGGGAAAGGGGAUAAAAGAGGAGCUUAAGAAACCAGAAAAGGUACUCGAGAAACCGACCAAGACUGUCAGCGCAGUGCUACGCAAAUCGCCGCCGCUGACCAUCAAGAGCUUUGCGGAAACCGUUCAACAGGACACUGCACGACAUUCGCAACAGGCUAAUCAAGAUAACGCUUCGCAUUGCGUUAUCUCGACGCUCCCAUAUUCGUUGUCGAAAUGGUCGGAGUCUAGUAAAACGAAGCUUGCGGAGGAUCCAGUGGCCAGGAAAGGCAAAGCGAAGACGAAAUACGAUUCAGAUUCCUCGGAAUAUGUACCGUCGACAUCGUUGCCCGUCGACGUUCGCCGUAAGCUAUCAUUGUUGGAAGAGAAACGAGCGAUAUUUCAGCGACGCUUCUUUGAUUCGAGAUCCAAAGACAUAACGUGCUCAAAUGAGACAGUAAUCGACGCCCGUGACGAUCUAUCGAGCACCAAUAACAACGAGUUUCUUCAACAACGGGAAGAAGAAAGAAAGAAAAAAGCGCGGCAUAUCAGUGUGAAGACUUUUGACACGUUCUCCACUUUCGGUAAUAUUCUCGACGAGGAGGAUUUUUCAGAGGAUUACAGCGAUACAAGCAGCAAUUAUCAUAGACUUUACGCUACCAUGGCACCCAUGCUGGGAGCCAUGGAUCUUGAGUCGUCGAACAAUGCAUCAAACCUCGGCGUAAGCGAGAAACGAGAGCAUUUGUACAAAAUAUUAGUAAUCGGCGAGCUUGGGGCGGGGAAAACAUCUAUCAUUAAACGAUACGUACAUCAAUUCUUCUCCCAACAUUAUCGCGCGACGAUUGGCGUCGACUUCGCGCUCAAAGUACUCAACUGGGAUCCGCACACCAUCAUCAGACUACAAUUAUGGGAUAUCGCAGGUCAAGAAAGAUUCGGGAACAUGACCAGAGUUUAUUACAAGGAAGCCGUAGGUGCAUUCAUAGUAUUCGAUGUGACAAGAAGCGCAACGCUGGAUGCAGUGGUGAAAUGGAAACAAGACUUAGAUUCAAAAGUGCAACUUCCUGACGGAUCGCCGAUACCGUGCGUUCUAUUGGCGAAUAAAUGCGAUCAGCAGAAAGAAGGUCUGGUUAAUUCGCCCACUAAGAUGGACGAAUACUGUAAAGAAAAGAACUUCUCUGGCUGGUUUGAAACCUCGGCGAAGGAAAACAUUAACAUUGAAGAAGCAGCUAAAUUUCUCGUUAACAAAAUACUUCAAAAUGAUCAGGUUAUAAGAGACAAUGGCGUCCAAGACCAGAUGGACAACGAGAGAUUCACAUUGAAUCAAUCGCCAACAAGUUCCAAAAAAUCUUGCAGUUGCUGACGAAUAGGCAAAUCGUUCACAAGUUCGAAUUCUCGGUCACAAUUUUCCAUUCGUCAACCUCAAUGUGUCUUCGUAGAUGCCAUGGGAAUCAUAAUUUUUUUAAUGCCUUACCCUUCUCUAUAAUAGGAAGCAUCUGCUUAUUCUCCAUCUUGUAUAAUGUAUGAAAAUUAUUUUAUCAAUCCAAAUUAUUUUUUACAUACAACAUGAGAAAGUUAUAUUUAAAG